UUCAGUAAGAAAAUCAGACCACAUCUGACAACAUCGGCCGUCCCCUUGUGCGUGAAGGUUUGAACGCGCACUGCAGCUGUAAAUUUAGCUCCACAUAAACAAAAUUCGACCAACAUUCGCAACAAUCGAACAAACUAAUAGUUAUUAAAAAAUACAUGCAUACAUAUUUCAUAACACCGAUCAACAACAUCACCAACAAAACUUUUAGGCGCAAGUUAUAAAGUUAAACACCGAGCAUUUGUAACUGCAGCAGCGUGGGAAGGUAGCACAGAACAUAUAGAAAUCCGUUUUCAAGCAAACGAGAAAAAAAUCAUUCAAAUACCACCACUACAAAAACAACACCAGCACCAAGAUGGCAACAACUGCUCGUAGCGGGGGCAAUGCCAGCGGCAGUACAGCUCAGCGUCCCAACGGUACACAGCAGAAUAAGAAUUGCCAAUUCAAAUUGGUGUUAUUGGGCGAAUCAGCGGUGGGCAAGUCAUCGCUUGUGCUACGUUUCGUCAAGGGACAAUUCCAUGAAUACCAAGAGAGUACGAUAGGCGCUGCUUUUCUAACACAAACCAUCUGCAUAGAGGAUACGGUCGUCAAAUUUGAAAUAUGGGAUACAGCCGGACAAGAACGAUACCACAGCUUAGCUCCUAUGUACUACCGUGGUGCACAGGCUGCCAUUGUAGUGUACGAUAUACAAAAUCAAGACAGUUUUCAGCGUGCAAAGACCUGGGUCAAGGAACUGCAUAAACAGGUAAAUAAAUUGAAUAAACCUUCAACCAAAUACGAGUAUUUGUUUGUUGGUGUUAAUGAGUAUGACGCGUUUGUAUGUAUGUAUGUAUAUUGAUGUAUGCAUAUAUUU
Molecule: messenger RNA, 850 nt
Organism: Rhagoletis pomonella (apple maggot)
Lineage: Eukaryota; Metazoa; Arthropoda; Insecta; Diptera; Tephritidae
Product: ras-related protein Rab-5B-like
Exons: 2
Coding region: 353-835 (160 amino acids)
Biological process (GO): intracellular protein transport; endocytosis; regulation of endocytosis
Cellular component (GO): endocytic vesicle; endomembrane system; early endosome
Molecular function (GO): GTPase activity; GTP binding
Source: RefSeq, a predicted model, not a curated record